GCCUGCCGGGCGAGCUCCGCGAGGCGGCACGCGGGAAGGCAGGGCCCCCGGCCGGCGUGCGGAGUGGACCGGCGCGAGCGGGCGCGAGCGGAUGCUUCCGAGGGCCCCGGGUUGCAAGCAGGGACGGCGGGAGCGAUGUUGCUGGCGGCGCGGGCCGAGUACCUCGCGCCCUGGUGGACAUCGUGGCUGCACGGGCUCCCCCAUUUGAGCUUCAGCCUGCGACCCGUGCCCAGCGCCUUCCGGCCGAGGGACGACGACUACCAGCAGUCCUUGAUCCUCUUGGCUCUGACUGGAGUUCUCUUCUUGGGUCUCAACCUGGUUUUCCUUGGCAUCUAUCUCAUCAGCCUAUCUUGCUGCAAGAAGGAAGAAGAGUCGGAGACUAAGAAACCCAAUUCUUGUUGCAUCACCUGGACUGCUGUGGUAGCUGCUCUCAUGUGUUGUGCGGCUGUUGGCAUUGGGUUUUAUGGCAACAGCGAAACCAACGAUGGGAUUUAUCAGCUGAUCUACGCCCUUGAUAAUGCUAAUCACACCCUCUCAGGGGUUGAUUCACUGGUCUCAGGAACUAAGACACAGAUGAAAAUAGUUCUGGAGCAACAUUUGGCUCGCCUGAAUGAAAUCUUUGCAACCCACAGUGAAUAUGUACAAACGCUCAAAUUCAUGCAGCAGAUGGCAGACAAUAUUGUGCUGCAGCUGUCGGGGCUUCCUGUGUGGAGUGAUGUCACUGUAGACUUGUCCAAGAUUGCCAAUGAUGUCAGCUAUGUAGAAUAUUAUAGAUGGCUCUCUUACCUCUUGCUGUUCAUUCUGGACUUGGUGAUUUGCCUUAUUGCGUGCCUGGGGCUGACUAAGCACUCCAGAUGUCUGCUUAUUACGAUGCUGUGCUGUGGACUUUUCACACUUUGUCUCAGCUGGGCUUCCUUUGCAGCAGAUGUUUCAGCAGCAGUGGGCACCAGUGACUUUUGUGUGUCCCCAGACAAAUUCAUUGUGAAUAUGACAAAAAGUGACCUCACUUCAGAAAUUGUAGAGUACUACCUGUAUUGUAGACAGAGUCUGACCAACCCCUUUCAACAGGCCCUGACUAUUUACCAGCGUUCUCUUACAACUAUGCAGAUCCAGAUUCACGGUCUUGUGCAAUUUGCAGUGCCUUUUUUCCCUACAGCCAAAACAGAGCUGCUUGAUAUACAGAAGUUACUGAACUACUCUGAAAUCAACCUCCACCAGCUGACUGCCAUGCUGGACUGCAGGGGCCUUCACAAGGAUUACCUGGAUGCCUUGGUUGGGAUCUGCUACGAUGGGGUGGAAGGCUUGCUCUACCUCACCCUCUUCUCUCUGAUGGCUGCUGUAUCCUUCACCACCAUCAUAUGUGCCGUGCCUCGAGCCUGGAAACAUUUAGCCAGCAGGGAUCGGGAUUAUGAUGACAUAGACGAAGAGGACCCCUUCAACCCACAGGCUCGACGUAUUGCUGCCCACAAUCCCAACCGCGGGCAACUCCGUAGUUUCUGUAGCUACAGUAGCAGCCUGGGCAGUCAGACAAGCCUUCAGCCUCCUACUCAAACCAUCUCCAAUGCACCAGUGUCUGAGUACAUGAACCAAGCUGUGCUCUUUGGUGGGAAUCCACGGUAUGAAAACGUCCCCCUGAUUGGAAGAGGAUCACCUCCCCCCACGUAUUCUCCAAGUAUGCGAGCCACCUAUCUUGCGGUUAAUGAUGAUUUCCGGCGACAGCCUAGCAACGAAUUUCCAGCCUAGCACUCAGAUCGUAGAGAAGAAACCACCCACAAUGCUAUAGUGAAACCCAAUAAUAACUGAAGGCACAUAGACUGCUGGGAGUAAGAUUGCUUCCCUAGCAAACUGGUCAGGUGUUCAAAGGUGUGGAAAACAGAUCAGCUGAAGAAAACUCCUGCUGGUAAUCCAGGUACUCUUCAAGGAUGUGUGCUUGAUUGGCAGUUUUUCUUCUUCCAAUAUUACGUCUUCCUUCGUUGCAGACCCAGGAUGGUACCCGGAUCCUCCAUCCAAUGAGCUAAGGGCCAGAGGUCUAUUGAUUUCCUGUCACUACUGCAGUGGCCUCCCCAAACUUUGUUCUCUUAUAUUGGGGAAGCAGGGAGAUGUGAAAUUAGAAUAAGGCCUGCCAUGGGUUUGCAAUUAAUGCUAUAAGUCCUGUUUCCUUUUCUUCUGCACCAACUUCGGAGCAGUUUUGUUCAUCCCUGAUAGGGCGGUUCUGUCUUCCUUUUUGUUUUAUUAGGGCAGAUAAUAAGACCAGUACACUGUACAAGUAAAGUGAACAAUGGUGUACAAUGCUAACCUCAGAGAAAUGGGGCAGGGAAUUGCCAUGAAAGAAGAUGCGCCUCACUCCAGAAUCACAUGCAAUGCUGACAGAAGAGUGAAUUUUUAGUGUCCUCUGAAGAGGCCUCUGCACAGAACUUACUAUUGGCUUGGCAGUGUAUCAUCCAUCAUCCUUUUUGAUAGAACUUGUUUGGUAUUUUGUGAUACAAAAAUCCAUGCACAAUAUUACCGCUUGUCACUCACUCUUUUGCAUCAAGAACUCACAUGAACUUCACCAAUUCCUGUUGUGGUGGCCUCAGGUAUUAUUUAGAACAAAUGUCUUUUUUGUUCUAUUACAUCCUUUAUUUGCUUUGCUAUUUUUUUUAGUCUAUGUUUUAUAUUAGCUACCCAAAGAACAUAAUUUUUGUGUCUGUUUUUAUAGUUUUCUGAUUUCGGCACUGAUUUCCCUCUCCCGGCAAAAGGGAAGUAAAAGUAAAAGCAAGAAUUAACCUUCCAAGAUAAUGUAUUUGUGUGGCAAAUGCUGACAUAUUUCAAAAUACAUUUUUCUUACUUUGUGAGGAAAUCAAAAAUACCAGGGAAUGCUGGAUUGGGCUGGAUUGGCUACUCUAAUACACAGGUAGUGUUGAAAAGGACAGUACAGUUUCUUCAGAAUAAUGUCUUGCUUUCUCCAUCCAUGAAAGAACUGUAAUAUCAUGAAAUUAGGAACUGUUCAUAACUUCCAUUGUCACUUGCAUACAUUUGGGUCUUGUAAGGGCAAGUCCUAACACUGGGCAAAGUGAGUCAAGUUUCAGGUUCCCCAGAUCAAGACUAGAGAGAAGUCCCCAGCUUCACACAGCUUGACGGGACUGCUAGUCAGUCCUAAACUUGGCAGAAAUCUUUCAGAUACUCAAUCUAAUUUUUUAAGAUUCCUCCUUGCAAACUAAACUGAACCCAGACUGCUGUAAGCAGUCAGCUUCCCUCUGUCACUCUGAGAGUGUAGUUUCUUUCUCAUAGCCACUGCUGUUCUUUCUGCCCUUCCCACUGUUUUUUAUCCUGCUCUUCAUGUCCUUGAAGUAGAACAGUUGUUGACGUAUCUGUCCUGAGAACUGCUGGCUCUCAUUUUAUCUCAGCCACCAGGAGAUGAGCAAUGACAAAAUGCUGGAGGUUAAAACAGUGCCAGGCAGUCUGUCCUUUGUCUCAGCAGCCAUUUUCAACUACCAGUGUUAAGAUGUCUUUUCCAGUCUAGUCACCAUUUGUAUGAGCAGUCACAGCAGGAGAUACCAUCAUAUCAUUCUCUCAGGUAACAAAGAUCUUGUGGGCUUUUCUGAAACAGAAUCAGAUUCUUGUUAUCUAUUAUUGGAGGGAGAAAGUAAAAGAAAUAGUAACAUUUGGACAGGAGGGAUUCCAAGGAGAUGAGAAGCACUGAAGGAAGGAAAUCAAAGUACAGAAUAUCAAAUUGAAGAAUCAAAGCCUCUUACAGGUCUGAUUUCAACUUUUGCCAAAAGCAGCUCCUUUUAAAGUUAACAAGUGACAUUUUCUUGGGUUAUGCUAAAUUUUCCCAAAUGAGUUAGCUUACCUUUUUCUACUUAGGCAUAGUUGGAAGUGAAAGCAAUAUGUGAGCUCUCUCUUGGAAAUAUAAAACAGGUGGAUUUCCUCAACUUAAGUCUCUGUUUUAAUUUGUAUAUUGUAUUGUUUUUAUAAUCUGGCUGUACACCGCCCUGAGUCCUUCGGGAGAAGGGCGGUAUAAAAAUCCAAAUAAUAAAUAAAUAAAUAAUAAACUAAGUUCAAAGAACUCAGAAUAUCUUCGCAGGCUGCUGAAAAUGCGUGUUUCCAGUGGUGUCAACAUAAUAUUUGGACAAUUUGCACAUCGUUCAAAAUUGCCACCGACAACCACAACAGUGAUAACAACUGCAAAAGUAGAGAGUUGCCCUCCAAGAUGCAUAAUGUGACAUGGAGAUUUUUAAUUACUUGACAACAAUUACAUACUGUGUCUUUCUAUCGAGGAUAACUUGUACCUAUCACGUACGGCAACAUAAUUUAUAUAUCCAUCUUAUAUGUGAUUGGCUACAUUUUUAAGGCAGAGGGAGAAGAGAAUCUUAAUUUUAUGCUAUGAGUAAUGCUAUUGAUAACAGUACAAUUAAAAUUGUUUUUUUUUUCAACAAACAAAAAAUGCAUGUGAAUUAACUAUCACAAGCUACUUCAGAGCUGUGCCUGAUUUAUAUGUACUGACUGGGAAACUGAUAAUAAACACAUACUAAAAUAUGAA
Messenger RNA from Ahaetulla prasina, 4522 nucleotides. It is a transcript of the gene TTYH2, whose product is annotated as tweety family member 2. NCBI's taxonomy places the organism in Eukaryota, Metazoa, Chordata, Lepidosauria, Squamata, Colubridae. The transcript has 14 exons. Bases 136 to 1743 code for a protein of 535 amino acids. Gene Ontology annotation, molecular function: intracellularly calcium-gated chloride channel activity; volume-sensitive chloride channel activity. The record is from RefSeq and is a predicted model, not a curated record. Gene Ontology annotation, cellular component: plasma membrane.